AUGUUCAAAUUAGCGCCUCGGCACUUGAUGUUAUUAUUGCUCCAUAUCCUUACCACUUCUAAGGGGAUAGAGACUAGAUUUAUUUUAAAAAUAUUAUUAAUAAGUAUUAUUAAUAGUAUCCCCUUGGCUGGUACACUCAACUUUUACUUAUUAUACCUAAUUAGUAUAUGCUUAUAUCUAGAUAAUAAACUUAAGGUUAUUACUAAAGAGACUAAAAAUUUAUUACUAUUAAAUAUCUUAAAAGCUAUUAAAUCUAUAUUUAACUUAGCUAAAAAAAUAGAAAAUAAAUUAUCUAAUUUCUUUUAUAUUAGAACUUAUUUAAAGAUACUUUUAAUUAGUAGGAUAGUUAUUAGAUAUAUACUAUAUAAUAUAUAUAACUACCCUAAUAAAGUAGAUAUAGCUAAGGCUAAGUAUAUUAUAUAUAGGAAAUUAAGGUUAAAAGACUCUAAUAUUAGCUUAUUAAACCUUAAAAUAACCUUAAAAAUACUACCUAAAAAGGCUUUAAAGAUACUAGCCCUUUAA
This is a messenger RNA of Rasamsonia emersonii CBS 393.64, 522 nucleotides long. RefSeq lists its product as uncharacterized. The transcript has 16 exons. Bases 1 to 522 code for a protein of 173 amino acids. NCBI's taxonomy places the organism in Eukaryota, Fungi, Ascomycota, Eurotiomycetes, Eurotiales, Trichocomaceae. The record is from RefSeq and is a predicted model, not a curated record.